AUGUCCAGUAAAUGUUUCUUUGAUAUUCAAAUCGGAAACAGCAACCCAAAAAGAAUUAAAUUUUUACUUUAUGAUGAUGUGGUACCCAAGACUACAAGAAAUUUUAGAGAACUUUGUACUCAAGAGGCACCUCAUGGCUACAAAAAAUCUGUUUUUCACAGGAUUAUUCCAGAUUUUAUGGCGCAGGGGGGAGAUUUUACCCAUGGAACAGGUGUAGGAGGAAAAAGUAUCUAUGGUUCUAAAUUCGAGGAUGAAAAUUUUAUUAAAAAGCAUGAUAAGAAGUAUUUAUUAAGCAUGGCCAAUGCAGGUCCUAAUACUAAUGGGUCACAAUUUUUUAUUACUUUUAAUAAAUGCGACUGGCUUAACAAUAAACAUGUUGUAUUUGGGGAAGUUAUAUAUGAUGAUAAAAAAGAGCUUGAGAUACUAAAAGAAAUGGAGGCAGUUGGCUCUCAAGGUGGUAAACCUAAAGAAAUAGUUAAAAUAGUAGAUUCAGGAAUUGUUGAAAAAUAA
Molecule: messenger RNA, 510 nt
Organism: Vairimorpha ceranae
Lineage: Eukaryota; Fungi; Microsporidia; Nosematidae
Product: peptidylprolyl isomerase
Exons: 1
Coding region: 1-510 (169 amino acids)
Biological process (GO): protein peptidyl-prolyl isomerization; protein folding
Molecular function (GO): peptidyl-prolyl cis-trans isomerase activity
Source: RefSeq, a predicted model, not a curated record